Messenger RNA from Chaetomium strumarium, 3773 nucleotides. RefSeq lists its product as uncharacterized. The transcript has 3 exons. The coding region runs from base 298 to 3408 and encodes 1036 amino acids. NCBI's taxonomy places the organism in Eukaryota, Fungi, Ascomycota, Sordariomycetes, Sordariales, Chaetomiaceae. The record is from RefSeq and is a predicted model, not a curated record.
AGGACUGAACUUGGGAGAGCUGUGCAUAACCGGGACACUGCAGUACGAGACAACACUUGUUUGAGCGUUUGGCCUAGACUACUUUCUCGAUUAGUGUACCGGUACUUGGUUACGUCCUUGGAUCGUUAAAAGAGGCCUCUCUACCAAUGCUUCAAGUUCUCUCUGAUCUUUGUCGUCAUCCAUACCCACCAAGAACACGAGGUUUCCAAUCUACGUAUUGCAAGGGAGAUCCGAAGAGCUGAGCGAACCAGCAAUCACGGCAUUUCGGGAAAGAGCUGAACCUCAGCUCUCACAACGAUGGUGCCUCAGAAAUUUGCCAGUGUGCGCCACAAGGCGAAGCCAGCAGCAGCACGUCUAACUCCUUUCCGAGACGACACCGGCCUGGUUGCACUACGGUACGAACAGACCAAACAGGCAGAGCCGCCCAUUCCCUUGCCUCCGCCGCGAAACCCGCGCCGCCUCAACCGCCCCCCAUCGACAUUCACAACUUCAACUGCUCCGACUUCUCCGACUUCUCCCAUCAUCGUCGCCCCUCCACAAGUGCCUCCGCCCCAGGAAGAGCACCCCCUUUUCCGGGCCCAGAGGCAACCACGGCGGUCGCACACCGAGGAAUGGAAGAGAGACUCGGGGGCCCCGACAUCGUCAUCGGUCACGCUUCGGGAAGAAGGCGGUGCGGACUCAGUGUAUCAAAAGCUUUUAAUAAGCGACAUUGACGACACGCAACCAGUGUAUCCCAGUGACGAGCAGAUCCCCAAGCCGGCCCCGUCAAGCAACGAUCGCGUCGCACCGCCCCCGCUAACGGUUUCAAUCCCGCCUCGCACCAGAAGCCCGGAAACCACGGUCGACUCACCAACACCGUCGGAGGCCCAGUCGCCCACACGCCAUUUUUCGCUCGUUAGGAAACUCAGCAAGACUUUCGGCAUGGCGCCUGAGGGAUCGAAACGGUUGCGGAAAAAGAUGUUUGAUUCCGACAGGGCUGCAUCCCACGGCGAGACGGCGCCCGUGCGGGGCUCGGCCAAGCCGCCAAAAUCGCCUAAAUCGCCGAAAUCUCCCCAAUCUGAACCCCCCAAGGGCCCCCUGCUGCCGCCAGGGCCCGGUCGCUUUAGCGCGGACAGGGAGCAGGACCUCGAACGCCCCUUAUUAACAUUAACAUUAUCCUCUGCCACAGCAACCGACAACUCCUUUGCGCCGAUCACCACCCCGAUCCCCAGUGACAGUCUAUGGGACGACUUGGGCACUGUCUCGUUCUCCAACAGGGGGAGCAUCAUGGUCGGCAGCAAGAGCAACCCCUUUAAGUCGCUGAUGAUGUCUGCCCCCGAAGCGAAAGCGAACGCAUCGUUAUUCCGCGAAGAGCAGCAGCGCACGAGCGCAUCCGCAUCCCAACCCCAGCCUCGGCCAACCGCGACGGGGCCAGGCACUGGCAAUGGCGACGAAAGGGUCGCGACGACAGAGCAACCCCAGGCGGCGAUCCAAGCGGACCCGCCGCCGCCAGUCCCCAGCAUUCGCGUCUCGUCGAUGGAUGUAGAGAGGGAAUCACAAAAGGUGAGAUCGCUCUAUGAAUCCGGCGACGACCUGAAUUGGGAAGAUGGGGGGCGCGUCUCGUUCGCCGAACGCCUAGAGCCCACAGCGGAGGUCCCAUCGGAAGAGGAAGAGAACGUCGUACCGUCUCGUCCCUCCGAUGCUCCUUCAGCUUCGGCAGGUCCGGCACAAAGCGACCCGCCCAAUCCUACGCGCACUACAAUUUCACCGCGUUCGGCCAAUUCCUUGUCUCCGCUACGAGAUAGCCAGGCUAGGAGGGAGUACGAGCGCGCCGGAGGCAUCGAGGAUUGGCAAGAUCUCGACGGCGUCGAGAUCGACCGUUAUGGCUUCAUCAGCCCCAAGCGGCCCGUGUCCCGCGCGGAGACGGCCCAUGCAAAGCCAUCGCCUUUCUCGUCUAGGAGGAGAAAUGUCUUGACGAAGCGCCCUUCCACCUCCUACUCAGUAUCACUACCAGGACCAGGCGGUCUCAUCCGCCCGCCAAGCCGCAAGGUCUCGGCACGGUCACUUAACACGUACACAUCCGAGCUAUCGACUACCUCGCGACAGUCCACACGGUCCUCUAUCCGCUCCGCCACAAACCGCCUGACGCACAGCCGCGACCGCAGAUGGAUGGACGAGGCUGGUGAGAUGCUUUCCUUACAAGCAGGUCUGACCGGCAUCACAGACGAUGAGAAGAUGGGCAAAAUUCUCGAGGCCCAGAAGCGCAAGGAGGCAGAACGAUCCGAGAAGUGGAGGAAGAUGGCUACUGCCGUCAAGAUCGGCAAGGAUGGCCAAACCCAAAACCAACGCCCGGUGCACCAAGCCCAAGGCCAAGGAAUGGACUACGAGUUCGACACCAAAAAUUCCAAACUCAUCGAGCGUACCUGGAAGGGAAUUCCCGACUGCUGGCGCUCGGCAGCGUGGUACUCCUUCCUGGCGACGAGCGCCAAAGCGUGGGAGAACGCCGAAACCGAGGACUACCUCAUCGCCGAGUUCAAACGCCUCCAAGGUGUCUCAUCUCCGGACGACGUUCAGAUCGACCUAGACGUGCCGCGGACCGUGAACGGGCACAUCAUGUUCCGCAGGCGCUAUCGCGGCGGGCAGCGCCUGCUUUUUCGGGUCCUGCACGCCAUAUCGCUGUACUUCCCCGAGACGGGCUACGUGCAGGGCAUGGCGUCGCCGGCGGCCACGCUGCUGUGCUAUUUUGACGAGGAGAGGACGUUUGUGAUGCUGGUGAGGCUAUGGAGAUAUCGGGGCUUGGAGAGGUUGUACAAGCCUGGCUUUGCCGGGCUGAUGGCUGCGCUGGAGGACUUCGAGAAGAGGUGGUUGGCGGGGGCCGGGAAGGAUGUCGCUGCCAAGCUUAACGAACUGUCCAUCGACGCGACGGCCUACGGAACCCGCUGGUACCUCACCCUCUUCAACCUCUCCAUCCCCUUCCCCGCCCAGCUGCGCGUGUGGGACGUCUUCAUGCUCCUGGGCGACUGUCCCCCGGAGAAUGACGACAACAGCAACAACAACAACAACAACAACCAACCAGAUGGCAUCUUGCCACCAUCACCGCGACCGAAAGGCCUCGAUAUCCUUCACGCCACCAGCGCCGCGUUGAUCCAUGCGCUGCGAGACGUGCUGCUUGACUCUGACUUCGAGAACGCCAUGAAGGCUCUGACGGCGUGGAUCCCGGUCAAGGACGAGGAUUUGCUGAUGAAAGUUGCGCAUGCCGAGUGGAGACGGCAUCAGGGAAGAGCGAAGCUGUGGGAUAGGGAGAGCAAGGACAGAGAGAAGGAUAAUAAGGGCAAAGGGAAAUCCGGGAAGGAGAAGGAAAAGGAAAAGGAAAAGGACAAAAGAGAAGGGAGGGAUAAGGAAAAGGGGAAGGAAAAGGCGAGGGCGUAAGGGAGGGUCAUAUUCAGGGAACGGGUGGUGGCUCGGCUUUUGAGUUGACCUGGCGCAGGGACGUGGGUCGUUCCGACCGGCGACAUUCGUUUUACAUCCUUUUUCUUUGUCACUCCGUCCUGACUGACAUUUCGGCCUUUGCUGGGGAGGCCUAUGGUUUGGUUGUUUUUCCUGGCAGAAGUUUGAUACCCCCUUAUACCCGUUUCUUUCAGGUACUAGUAGUACUGAGAGUACUAAUUAGUCGAAAUGCCAGUAGUCGCGUGGGUUAGGCGAGAUAGCUUGGUUUAGUAAUUACCCUCACUUUAGUUCCUUUGCCAUGGAGGUGCGUAGUUAUUUCGAAAAUACCUAAUGUACUUGAUUACGAC